AUAGAAAACUUCUGGUGUAGAAUUUACCUUGGUGUGCUGAGAACUGAUGUUACUGCAUGAGUUUGGCAUCUCUUAAUGGUUGUACUUUGUGUGCCUUGUAUUUUCAUGCUGAGCACUAAGCUGAAUGCUUCUUUGUAGAUGUGUUCUGUUACAAACUAUUUGUUCUUUAGCCUCAUGGCCAUUUCUGGAGUUUCUGCCUGUAUUUCUAGUUGAAUGGAUGUUUAUUACCUAUAUGGAAUUAUAUAGCCAACAAGGCAAUGCUCAACCAGGUGUGUCAUAGUAACACUCUCUGCUAACAAGGAGGAGUUGUGCAGAAUUAAAAAGAAAAACCCAGCCCCAAAAAAACAGCAUGUGAGAAGUGUGUUUAUAUUGAACUGUUGGAUGAAGUUGUGCAAGCCUAUGUGCAACCAAGCGUGGUCAGGCUGCCUCUGCUGCCAGGGAUGCCACCCACAUCUGCCUGGGUUAUGCCUGCAUCAGCUGUUUCCUCCAGCCCUCCACCUUGCGCUGAGCCUGCUGUUGCUGGAUGUUGCUGCUCUACCUCCUGAAGCUCCUCCAGGCUCCCCGGGGCUGAGGCUCUCUGCUCCUCACAACACCUCCUGCUGCAGGCAGCCGCUCCUGCUCCUCCUCAGGUCUCCUAAGCCUGCCCAUGCCAGGGACCCCGAUGGGCCAAGACGAUGGAACAAGCCUGGAGCUGUAGAUUCAUCCACUGACUGGAUCUACAGCCUGGCUCCAGCACACCUCCUUGUCCCACGCUGGGAAGUUAGAAGCAACUCGGGUCACUUGGAGCACCCAAGUGUGAAAACGUUGGUAGUAGUCAUCCUUUAAAAGGUUAACUAACGAGGAAUUAAUGAAAGGCUGAGAAAUCUGGGAGAGCUCCAGCCCUUCAAGUGCAUUUCACACAAAGAGUGCUGAUGCUUUCAGUGAUGACCCAGCCACAAGGUUGUCACGGAGUAAAAUGGAUGGUAGCUUUGAUUGUGAUUGUGGUGAGCUGGAGCCACCUGAUCAUUAACAGAAGGCAUCUUUUGUAAAUCAAGAGCUGCCAGUUUCCCAUUUAACUAGACUGUAAACAAAGGAGAGAAAAAGGAGGAAGAAGAAAAAAAAUAGUGCUUACCAGCACCAUAGAAUGACGCUGCUCAGGACCAGUCCAACACUGAAUGUAUCUGCACUGUGAGGAGGAGGAUGUUAAUAGAAGCCUAUUAUGUGCAUAUUUAUUCACAUUUUUGUUAAAUGUUAACCAGUUUAGCCCAGUAGAGCUGAGUGCAUAGUAUGUCAUUUCAUUCCGUUUGAGUUUCUUGUGAGUAUUUUCUUUAAUGUCUGCAGAAAUGCUGCACCUUUCUUGAACUAUGAAUGCUGCAAUCUUUCUAUCUUAUGCUCGGUUUGAGUUCUAGAGCUUACGGGCUCUAAAUUUAAGGGGACACAACAGGCCUGGCUGGCUCAUAAUGAAAUGAGAGUGUCAAGAAACCAUCUUGCAGUCAAAGCCAAGUGUUUCUUCUCCCUUUCCGUAAGACCUUUCCUUCAGAUACCAGUGGAAGUGUCUCCGCGUGUUUACAGAAGCUUAGUAGUUUGAGAAAAGAGAAACGUAAAGAAUUUAAAAAUGGCAGAAAAAUUUGAAAGUCUCAUGAACAUUCAUGGUUUUGAUCUGGGCUCUCGGUAUAUGGACUUAAAACCACUAGGCUGUGGUGGAAAUGGCUUAGUUUUUUCUGCUGUCGAUAAUGACUGUGACAAAAGAGUGGCUGUCAAGAAGAUUGUCCUCACAGAUCCCCAGAGUGUUAAACAUGCUCUACGUGAGAUCAAAAUUAUUAGAAGACUUGACCACGAUAACAUUGUCAAAGUAUUUGAAAUCCUUGGUCCUAGUGGAAGCCAGUUAACAGAUGAUGUGGGCUCCCUUACAGAACUGAACUGUGUUUACAUUGUCCAGGAAUACAUGGAGACAGAUCUGGCUAAUCUGCUAGAGCAAGGCCCUUUACUGGAAGAUCAUGCCAGGCUUUUCAUGUACCAGCUGCUACGUGGGCUCAAGUAUAUUCACUCUGCAAAUGUUCUGCAUAGAGAUCUCAAACCAGCUAAUCUUUUCAUUAAUACUGAAGACUUGGUGCUGAAGAUUGGUGACUUUGGUCUUGCACGAAUCAUGGAUCCUCAUUAUUCCCACAAGGGCCAUCUUUCUGAAGGAUUGGUUACUAAAUGGUACAGAUCGCCCCGUCUUUUGCUUUCUCCUAACAACUACACUAAAGCCAUUGACAUGUGGGCUGCAGGUUGCAUCUUUGCUGAAAUGCUGACUGGGAAAACCCUCUUUGCAGGUGCACAUGAACUUGAACAGAUGCAGUUGAUUCUAGAAUCAAUUCCUGUCGUACAUGAGGAGGACCGUCAGGAGCUUCUCAAUGUAAUUCCAGUUUACAUUAGAAAUGAUAUGACUGAGCCACACAAACCUUUAACUCAGUUGCUUCCAGGCAUCAGUCCUGAAGCACUGGACUUUCUGGAGCAAAUUUUGACAUUUAGUCCCAUGGAUCGAUUGACAGCAGAAGAAGCUUUGUCCCAUCCUUAUAUGAGCAUUUAUUCCUUUCCAACGGAUGAGCCUAUUUCAAGUCAUCCUUUUCACAUUGAAGAUGAAGUUGAUGAUAUUCUGCUGAUGGAUGAAAGUCACAGCCAUAUUUAUAAUUGGGAAAGAUACCAUGAAAGUCAGUUUUCAGACCAUGACUGGCCUAUUCAUAAUAACUAUGAAGCUGAUGAAGUUCAGCGUGAUCCAAGGGCUCUCUCUGAUGUUACUGAUGAGGAAGAAGUGCAAGUAGAUCCUCGCAAAUAUUUGGAUGGAGAUCGUGAAAAGUAUCUGGAGGAUCCUGCCUUUGACACCCACUUCUCUACUGAGCCUUGCUGGCAGUAUUCAGAUCACCAUGAAAACAAGUAUUGUGAUCUGGAAUGUAGUCACACUUGUAAUUACAAAAUGAGGUCAUCUUCAUACCUAGAUAAUUUAGUUUGGCGAGACAGUGAAGUUAACCAUUACUAUGAGCCCAAGCUUAUUAUAGAUCUUUCAAACUGGAAGGAACAGAGCAAAGAGAAGUCUGAUAAGAAAGGCAAGUCUAAAUGUGAAAAGAAUGGGUUGGUGAAAGCUCAGAUAGCACUUGAGGAAGCAUCACAGCAACUUGUUGAAAAAGAAAGGGAGAAGAAUCAAGGAUUUGACUUUGAUUCAUUUAUAGCAGAAACCAUUCAGCUUAGUUUACAACACGAGUCUACUGAUGUUGAUAAAUUAAAUGACUUGAAUAGCUCAGUGUCUCAAAUAGAGUUGAAAGGAUUAAUAUCAAAGUCAGUAAGCAGGGAGAAGCAGGAGAAAGGAAUGGCUAAUUUGGCACAGUUAGAAGCUCUGUACCAAACCUCUUGGGACAGUCAGUUUGUAAGUAGUGGGGAGGAGUGCUUCCUCAUAGACCAGUUUUGUUGCGAAGUAAGGAAAGAUGAACAAGUUGAAAAAGAAAAUACUUACACCAGUUAUUUGGACAAAUUUUUUAGUAAGAAAGAAGAUGCUGAAAUGCUAGAACCUGAGCCAGUAGAAGAGGGGAAGCUUGGGGAGAAGGAAAGAGAAGAGAGCUUUCUCAGUAACAGUGGAGAGCUCCUCUUCAACAAGCAGCUUGAGGCUAUAGGUAUUCCUCAGUUUCACAGCCCUGUUGGUUCGCCACUGAAAUCAAUACAGGCCACAUUAACGCCUUCUGCUAUGAAGUCAUCUCCCCAGAUUCCCCACAAAACGUACAGCAGCAUUCUGAAACAUCUAAACUAAAACACUCAGCAGACAUUUCUUUUAUAUUCAUGAGAUGUGUUUGUCUUUUUUUAUUACUAGUGUAAGUAAUUUUUUUACUUGAAUCAGACGGUGUAAUUUUGGUAUGGAUUUCAUUAGUUUUCUGUUUACCAUUGUUUUUACAAUCCAGAAUUACUUUCUAUACAUAAGUUAGUUUUGUUUUUAAACUGGCAUGUCGUUUGCACACAAAAUUAAAGAAUAGAGCAAAAUAAUGCAAAAUGCAGGAGGUAACAAAAAAAAAAUGCACUAAACCAAGUAAAAAACCAUUCUCUCAGUAAAACAGUGUCCAUGUUUUGCAGAAAAAGAACCUUGCCUUGAAAUUUACACAGUGAGACUGUACAUAAUUGCAUGAAAAUAUCUAUUUUUCCCAAAACAUUUUUUCAUUCAUGCGUAUUUUAGAGUUUUUCAUACUGUACACAUUUCUUAGACACAUGAUACCAGCAGCAACUGAAAUGAGUGCAGAAUUUGGUACGCAUGUGUUAUCUACCUCAAGGUAACAGCAGUAGGUGGCAAAACAUUAACCACCCAUAGUGCUUCUCAUUAUGCACUUCUAUUUAGCCAGCAUUAUUGUAGUAGCUAUUCUUAUUGAAAAUCAUUCAAUAUUUAUAAAUGUUCUGGUAUGCAUUCUUUAUAGUGAAGUGUUAAUAUGCAGCACUUUUAUUUAUUUUAGCAAAUAAGUAUAUUUCUGUAAUUAUAGAAAGUCAACUUAAUUUUUGAGUUACUUUUCAGAUAAAAGUUUUUGUUUAGCACUAUGGUUUUAUUGCCUACAUAGCUGGAUAUAUAUUAACAUCGGCUUAUUCUGAGGCUAUCAAAUACAUUCUUUUUAUUUUUAUUUUCUAGUUUUCAUUUCAAUGAAAGCACUCACUGUGUAUAGGAAUUUGUAAUUGGAGGUGCUUGAUCUCGACAAAAGAAAUUAGGAAUUGCUUUAUUAUCAAAUGCUCCUAGAAGUCUUAAUUGUGUUCAUUUUUUAAGAUUUUGUAAUGUUAGUUGUGUGCAUGGAAAUAAUUAAGGUACAACAUUACUGUAGGUUAAAGUUCUAUAUGGUGAGACAUUUUGUUUUUACUGUAUGUUUUUACUGAAUGAUUCCUGUCCCGCUCCCAACCCCCCUCAAAAGCAAGCAUGACUAAAAUUAGGUUAAAUAUAGCAUGUAGCAUCUCAGUCUUCUGAAAAUUUGUUUUACCUUCUGAUUUUUUGAAAUACUGGAUGUAUCAUUGGCUCCCCUGUUUAAAACGAAGAACAAAUAAAAACAUGGCCAGCAAAAA
Molecule: messenger RNA, 5040 nt
Organism: Strigops habroptila (Kakapo)
Lineage: Eukaryota; Metazoa; Chordata; Aves; Psittaciformes; Psittacidae
Gene: MAPK6
Product: mitogen-activated protein kinase 6
Exons: 8
Coding region: 1595-3760 (721 amino acids)
Biological process (GO): protein phosphorylation; intracellular signal transduction; cell surface receptor signaling pathway
Cellular component (GO): cytoplasm; nucleus
Molecular function (GO): ATP binding; MAP kinase activity
Source: RefSeq, a predicted model, not a curated record